CGAACGAGGGCGUCGGCCAUUUUGUGUCUGUUUCCUGUGGGACGCGGUGGUGGCCGUUGGGUCGGAAGAGUGAGCGAUUUUUGCCUCGUUUUUCCUGUUAGUUUUCCCCCCCUUUCACUUUGUCGGUAGAGCGCAGUUAUGGGUCGCAAGAAGAAGAAGCAGCUGAAGCCGUGGUGCUGGUAUUGUAAUAGAGAUUUUGAUGAUGAGAAGAUCCUUAUACAGCACCAAAAAGCAAAACAUUUUAAAUGCCAUAUAUGUCAUAAGAAAUUGUACACAGGACCUGGCUUAGCUAUUCAUUGCAUGCAGGUGCAUAAAGAGACAAUAGAUGCUGUACCAAAUGCAAUACCUGGGAGAACAGACAUAGAAUUGGAAAUAUAUGGUAUGGAAGGUAUUCCAGAAAAAGACAUGGAUGAAAGAAGACGACUUCUUGAACAGAAAACGCAGGCAGAGAGUCAAAAAAAGAAGCAACAAGAUGAUUCUGAUGAAUAUGAUGAUGAUGACUCUGCAGCUUCAACUUCAUUUCAGCCACAGCCUGUUCAACCUCAGCAAGGUUAUAUCCCCCCAAUGGCACAGCCAGGACUGCCACCAGUCCCGGGAGCACCAGGAAUGCCUCCAGGCAUACCUCCAUUAAUGCCGGGUGUUCCUCCUCUGAUGCCAGGAAUGCCACCAGUUAUGCCAGGCAUGCCACCUGGAUUGCAUCAUCAGAGAAAAUACACCCAGUCAUUUUGCGGUGAAAACAUAAUGAUGCCAAUGGGUGGAAUGAUGCCACCUGGACCAGGAAUACCACCUCUGAUGCCUGGUAUGCCACCAGGUAUGCCCCCUCCUGUUCCCCGUCCAGGAAUUCCUCCAAUGACUCAAGCACAGGCUGUUUCAGCGCCAGGCAUUCUUAAUAGACCACCUGCACCGACAGCAACAGUUCCUGCUCCACAGCCUCCAGUUACUAAGCCUCUUUUCCCCAGUGCUGGACAGAUGGGGACACCUGUAACAAGCUCAAGUACAGCUUCAUCCAAUUCAGAAAGUCUGUCUGCAUCUUCUAAAGCUCUGUUUCCUAGCACAGCACAAGCUCAGGCAGCUGUCCAAGGACCUGUUGGUACAGAUUUCAAGCCUUUAAAUAGUACCCCUGCAACAACUACAGAACCCCCAAAGCCUACAUUCCCUGCUUAUACACAGUCUACAGCUUCAACCACUAGUACAACAAAUAGCACUGCAGCUAAACCAGCAGCUUCAAUAACAAGUAAGCCUGCUACACUUACAACAACCAGUGCAACCAGUAAGUUGAUCCAUCCAGAUGAGGAUAUAUCACUGGAAGAGAGAAGGGCACAGUUACCUAAAUACCAACGUAAUCUUCCUCGACCAGGACAGGCUCCCAUUGGUAAUCCACCAGUUGGACCUAUUGGAGGUAUGAUGCCACCACAGCCAGGCAUCCCACAGCAACAAGGAAUGAGACCCCCAAUGCCACCUCAUGGUCAGUAUGGUGGUCAUCAUCAAGGCAUGCCAGGUUACCUUCCUGGUGCUAUGCCACCGUAUGGGCAGGGACCGCCAAUGGUACCCCCUUACCAAGGUGGGCCUCCUCGACCUCCGAUGGGAAUGAGACCUCCUGUAAUGUCGCAAGGUGGCCGUUACUGAUCUUACUUCAUCCAAUCUAAUAGGUUUGGAGAUUAAACCUUUUCUCAACUUGUGCUGUUUAUAUAGCCAAGCUUCCGUCAAUAAGGCUUCAUUGUGACUUUAACAAACAUUAUCUUCCCACAUACCAGGAACUAUUGGACAUUUAUUUUACAUGGGAAAAAUUAUUUGGAAUAAUAAAGCAGGAACUUUUCCUGAAGUUGCAAUUUAUACUGUAUGGCUUCUUUUUCAUGUUUCAUCUAGGUUUUUAGAAGUGAAGUAUAGUAAAUUUGGUUCGUUAUAUUGUGAAGGCGCUGGAAUUACAUGAACAUACCACCUUAAUAAAGGCAAGUUCUGUAAGCUUACAUUGCUAUUUGUAAAGUUAUGCCUUCACAGCAUUUCAGAUGCUGUUGGACUUCAUGUCCCCAACCUAGCUUGGUGAGGGCUGUAACUGUUUCCGAGACCUGUACAUUGGAAGUCUGAAUGUAUAACAAUAUUUAAUGUAUUUAGAGUUCCUCAUGUUGCAGGGUUUAAGAAAUCUGACCCACCAAGGUCAUGUGACUUUUCUGUACUGUUAAACUUCAUUGUAAUAAAAUGAGAGAAAAACUUAUGCCUUUUUAUUCAUAACCCAGCUGUGGACCACUGCCUGAAAGGUUUGUACAGAUGCAUGCCACAGUAGAUGUCCACAAAAUAAAAUUCAUAGUUACCAAUACA
This is a messenger RNA of Lynx canadensis (Canada lynx), 2316 nucleotides long. It is a transcript of the gene ZNF207, whose product is annotated as zinc finger protein 207. The transcript is spliced from 12 exons. Lineage: Eukaryota; Metazoa; Chordata; Mammalia; Carnivora; Felidae. The coding region runs from base 139 to 1626 and encodes 495 amino acids. Gene Ontology annotation, cellular component: nucleus. The record is from RefSeq and is a predicted model, not a curated record.